This is a messenger RNA of Sphaeramia orbicularis (orbiculate cardinalfish), 1449 nucleotides long. It is a transcript of the gene ethe1, whose product is annotated as ETHE1 persulfide dioxygenase. Gene Ontology annotation, cellular component: mitochondrion. Gene Ontology annotation, molecular function: sulfur dioxygenase activity. The coding region runs from base 231 to 1118 and encodes 295 amino acids. The record is from RefSeq and is a predicted model, not a curated record. Gene Ontology annotation, biological process: hydrogen sulfide metabolic process; glutathione metabolic process. The transcript is spliced from 7 exons. Lineage: Eukaryota; Metazoa; Chordata; Actinopteri; Kurtiformes; Apogonidae.
UGACACUAUCUGUCCUGAAGGGAAGACGCCGCAGCUGCAUGUGCUUUAGACCAGCUUUAACAGACCAGCUUUAACAGACCAGCCUUUACAGACCAGCUUCUACAGACCAGCUUCUACAGACCAACUCCUACAGAGACAUUUCCUUGUAGGCACAACAGCUGCUAGUCAAAAAGGCGCCGCCACUGAUUAUUAUCUGCUGGUGCAUUAACGAAACAUACCAACGGACGAGAAUGUGCUCGGUGGUUUCCAGAGUGAAGCCGGUACAACGGGCUCUGGCGGUCACCCUCCGCCUCAGAACAAACACCGAGGGCUCGAGUUACGCAGCACCCAGAAACAGGCGCGUCAGUCCCGGUUUACGUCCCGGCUUACACCCGCUACAAGCUACCUGGAGGUCGUACUGCUCCAGAAUGGCGAUGACAGACGGACUACUCUUCAGACAACUGUUUGAAUCUCAGAGCAGCACGUACACAUACCUGCUGGCAGACAAAGAGACCAAGGAGGCGAUCCUAAUCGAUCCUGUGCUGGAGACCAUCGACCGGGAUGUGAAGCUUAUAAAGGAACUGGGACUUGAUCUAAAAGUGGCUGUAAACACCCACUGCCAUGCGGACCACAUCACCAGCACUGGACUGAUGAAGAAAAGACUGGUUGGACUUAAAAGUGCCAUCUCCAAACUUAGUGGUGCCUCUGCAGAUAUUUACCUUUCAGAGGGCGACAAAAUCACCUUUGGGAAACAUUGUCUGACAGUGAGAGACACUCCAGGGCACACCGACGGCUGUAUGACGCUGGUGUCUGCUGAUCAGAGUAUGGCUUUCACUGGAGACGCUCUGCUCAUCAGAGGCUGUGGAAGGACUGACUUCCAGCAGGGAUGUCCUGCCAGGCUUUAUGAGUCAAUCCAUCAGAAGAUUUUUACCCUGCCUGACACCUGCCUCAUCUACCCAGCACAUGACUACUUAGGUCAGACAGUGUCUACAGUCGGUGAGGAACGCAGGUUUAACCCACGCUUAACCAAAAGCCUGGAGGAAUUUGUCCACAUCAUGAACAAUCUCAAUCUUCCUAAGCCUGAAAAAAUAGAUAUUGCAGUGCCUGCUAAUCUGGUCUGUGGAGUACACCAAGUUUGAAUUUCCUGCACAAGAAGAAUCUUAGUUGAAUGAACAACAUGCUAACAAAAAUAAUAAGCAAUCAUUUACACAAGAGUCAGACCAAACCACUAGAGAUCACCACAUAAUGCUUUAUUGGUUAUAUAUAUGUUGUAUGUAAAGAUGUAUAUUUGAAUAACUGUUGACUACUUGGAUAAAGAGAGUCAUCCCAUACUGACUGAGAAAAUAGCUUGAGUUUCACUUGAAGUCCUAGAACUGAGUGCCAAAGGUGUAUACAGGGAAAUGUAAAAGCAACCACUAUUACUCAUGAGACAAGAAUGGUUUAUAUUUGAAUUAAAUUUUAAUAUCAGCA